This is a messenger RNA of Lotus japonicus, 1726 nucleotides long. RefSeq lists its product as uncharacterized. NCBI's taxonomy places the organism in Eukaryota, Viridiplantae, Streptophyta, Magnoliopsida, Fabales, Fabaceae. The transcript has 3 exons. Bases 745 to 1548 code for a protein of 267 amino acids. The record is from RefSeq and is a predicted model, not a curated record.
CUCCUAAGUUUCUGAUUUGUUCUUACUCCUUGGUCCAAUCUAUAGACAUGCAUGCUGAAUGUUGUUAUGUUUUUUUUUCUUCCUCUCUUUAGUUAAGUGAUUUACAUGUAUAGAUUUUAAUAGAUAUACCAUUUGAUUUUAGAAUCACACAACUUGGUCACUCUUCACAUUUCUGCGUUUUGCACUUUUCCUUUGUUUCCUUACCUUCAUAUAUUUGCCCUGUUUGAUUAUUUUCUUCUGAUUGUCAUACUUGCUGUAUAUUUGUUGUUUUCUGUGGCUAGCAUCCAAUGUAAGUAGGACAUUUUGGUAGGUCAAUUAUAACAAGUAAUGUGUUCUGACUUUUCUAGAACCAAAGUAUUAAAAUCAGAGAGUUUUCUAGGUCCACUAGGUGUAAGAACAUUUAAAUUUUUCAAGCACAAACCGAAGCAAAAAAUAAAACUAACAAUAGAAAGUGAUAAGUUAAAGAGGGACGAAGUUAUAAUAUGUGUUGUUUGAGUUCAGUUGAUUUCAGAACAAUAUGAUAGAUAACAAAUCAUUUUCAUGCGUAUUACGUCUUGCAAAUGUACUCUUAUGUAUUCUUAUUUCUUCUUUUUGUGUCCACUACAAAUCUCAAUUUGUAAUUUUGUCAUUCUCAUUAUAGGUUUUUAAAAACUACACUUGCUAAAUUUAAGAAUUCAGUUUUGUAUUAUCUACCUCACUAAAUAUUAUUUUCAUUGAUUUACUUAUUUAUUAACCGACGACAACAUGUAUGCAUUUCGCUUGAGAUCAUCUCAUACCAAUCCAAGGAUCUUCAUGAGACCUCUCCAUCUUGAAAUGACAUAUGUUGUUGUUCCGCGACGAUUUCAUGAAACUGUAGGUGCUGAAAUUAAUGAUGUUGUUCAGCUUCAAGAUCCUGUAGGAAACUCUUUUGAGAUGCCUUACUAUUACAACCAAGGGGAGUACAGAAUUGGGGCUGGUUUAUUUCUGCUGCGUUCAUUUCACCAAAUUCAAACAUCUGUUGCCAUUCAAUUUAUCUAUGAUCGCCAGGCUAGAAUUUUAAUCCACAUUUUUGACGCAUUAGGCCAGGAGAUCCAUUACAACCUUCCUCCUGAAGAUCUACCUCAGUUUAAUCCUAACAUUGAUGCUGUGCAAGAGAAUGAAGUGAUUAAUACAUCAAGUGAUAAUGAGUCCAAUGAAGAAAUUCAACCAGCACCAUGGAUGGAGAUGAUUUGGCAAACUAAUAUAACUGAUGCACACAUACAUGAUAAUCAAACUGUGACUAUUUCAAGCAAUAUACAACAAGUCUUUUUCCCUCAGCUUCCUGCCGUCAUUAAUGUUCGUCUUCCUGAUAACUCCAUCACUCAGUGGCACAUUACAUGGUAUCCUCCACAUAUUUCAAAUGCAAGUUCAUCUUCCAGUGGUGGGAGGCAAGGUGAGAUUGCUGCAGGGUGGUGUGACUUUUAUAGGAAUGAUUUUGUUAGGCUUGGAAAUUCUGUAGAAGUUCAUAAUAUUGAGUUGUGGGAGUCAUCUGAAUCUGAUACCUACAUAGUAUAUGUGUUUACCAUGUAAUUUUAUUAAGGGUUUGAACUUUUUUCCUGAGUUAUGUUUGGUUAAACCUGGAACCAUUAGUUGUUUUUUGGUUUCUUUUAUUAGUACUUUGUUGGAUACUAUGCUAAGUUUGGUGUUUGUUAUGUAUCAUCAGGACUUUGAUAUUUGAAUUCAAGUUUGGACUAUCUUAUGCUUUUUA